Molecule: messenger RNA, 727 nt
Organism: Tripterygium wilfordii
Lineage: Eukaryota; Viridiplantae; Streptophyta; Magnoliopsida; Celastrales; Celastraceae
Product: CASP-like protein 1C3
Exons: 2
Coding region: 16-507 (163 amino acids)
Source: RefSeq, a predicted model, not a curated record
GACAAUUGAUCUUCCAUGGCUAAAACGAAAAGGGUCAUCACCAUUCUCUUAAGGCUACUAGCCUUGGGUGCCACUGUUGCUGCAGUUGUGGUCAUGGUCACAACCCAUGAGACUGCCAAUGUACUGAACUUGACAUUCAAGGCCAAAUACGACAAUACUCCUUCAUUCAAGUACUUUGUGAUUGCAGAAGCCAUAGUGAGCUGCUACACACUUAUAGCCAUUAUUCUGUCGUCAAAGAGCUUGUUGUGGCGGCUGAUGGUGAUUCUAGAUGUGUUCAUGGCAGCAUUAUUGACAUCAAGCAUAUCUGCAGCGCUUGCAAUAGCUUAUGUGGGGAAGAAAGGGAACAGUCACGCAGGUUGGUUGCCUAUUUGUGGUCAAGUUCCUAAGUUCUGCGAUAAGGUUACAGGCUCUCUUAUCGCUGGUUUUGCUGCUGCGAUAAUCUACAUGUUGCUGUGUCUCUACUCUCUUCACGCUGUUCUCAGUCCCCUUUUGGGCGUGAAACCAUAAAUGUUGGCUCAACUGUCCGAUAAACAUGUUGUGUUGAGAAAUUCUCGGGGUGAUCAGAAGAAAUGAAACCAUAGAUGUUUCAAAUACCAAGUUUAAUUUAUGUGUCCUAUGUUAGUAUUGGGUACUAUGUUUUCAUUUUUUGUCUUUUGUAUCAAACUGAAAUGUGCCACGAAGUAUAAGUUUUGAAUGAAUGGUACGAAUUAGAAUGCGUUGUCCGAAA